Leptonychotes weddellii (Weddell seal) is the source of this 460-nucleotide messenger RNA. The record is from RefSeq and is a predicted model, not a curated record. NCBI's taxonomy places the organism in Eukaryota, Metazoa, Chordata, Mammalia, Carnivora, Phocidae.
UCGGUGCUGAUGGACCUGAAAGCCCUGCUGCUGGAGGCUAAGCAGAAGGUGCCCCCUGUGCUACAAGUGCUGCACUGUGGGGAUGAGUCCAUGCUGGACAUUGGAGGAGAGCGUGGCUGUGCAUUCUGUGGGGGCUUGGGCCAUCGAAUCACUGACUGCCCCAAACUCGAGGCUAUGCAGACCAAGCAGGUUAGCAACAUCGGCCGCAAGGACUACCUGGCCCACAGUUCCAUGGACUUCUGAGCCCUCUGUCAUCCCUUGUCUCCAAGAGACCUCAGUCUCCAGCCACCUCCUACACACACCAGCCCCCUGGACAAAAAGCCAGCAUCUUUGGCCCAGCUGGCCUGGGCUGGGCCAGGCUGGGCCUGGCUGCCUGCUCCCUGUGUCCCCCAGAAUUACUAUUUUUGUUCCCCUUUACCCCAGCUGUCAUUAAAGCACAAGCCUCCCUGGUCUCAGCCCA